AGUGCGCUGUAGGCACCUUUAAAUGAGUUGGCUCGAGCGAACCCUCAGGUUCACAUACAUAAAUCGCGAGCUCGUAACGCAUUUUCAUCAGUAUUAUCCACGACUUUACGUUUAACGCAUUUCUUUCAUUUAAUGCAAGAUACUUGCAUCUGAGAUUUUACAUUUCAGGCACAUUUGAACAGCCGGGAAACAUAACGGAGGUCUACUUCGCUGGACUCAAAUGUCGUCGUGGGUGAAGAAGGUUGUGGGGAGACGACCACCACAACCGAAUCAAAGCGGAGGAGGUGGCCCGAAACCUAUGCGGUCUUUGCGAAUGACACCUUAUCCUUUGAGGAAAGACGGAGAAGAUCUUCCUGAAUGUGAGAGUUUUGAAAGCUUGUUAAAAGGAAGUAACUACCUAGCCAUGCAGGAGUAUCAGCAUUCACCGCAGCUGUCAACAGAUGUUCAACCUGAAGAGUAUGAGCAAUCAGAUCAACGCACGGCCAUAUACAACAGGUUCUACCAGCAGUUGAAUGGGGAUAGAGCCAGACAGCCCGCAGACUGUAUUAUCCUAUCUGUGAACAAUCAGAAUGUGGAUUACCCCAAAUCGAUAGGCCAGUGUUUGCAAGAACGUGGCCUCUCGGUGGAAAUGCUUUACCUGCAGGUGGAAUCAGGCCUGACCCGGGCCCUCCAAGAUGUCCGUUCUGACGGUUCCCCCUUAUGUAUUCUCGUCGAGCAGACUAAUGUAACUCUGUCCUCGUGCACAGUAAUCAUAUUUUCAGAGUCCCUCAAAAUACAUCGAAACAUGCCCAAAGAACAGGCCAUGGAGUUUGUGAUGGCAGAGUUUGGGCGCGCCGCGCAGCGGGAGGCGGACCCCACGGAGAAGGCGGCACGGGCGGCUGAGCUGACGGAGGACUACCUGGAGCGUGCCAAGCUGGAGCGCCAUGCUGUUCCCUCUGCCACGCGCCACCUGCUCUUUCUCCUGGCCGAAGGUUUGCACCUGUACUCAGAGGAACUCUGCACACUGAUGGAGUACCUUCAAAACCGCCAGGACCAUCUGCAAGUCUCCCCCACAGAGGUGGAAAGUAAUGCGGCUCCUGUGGUAAACAGUUUGCCUCCAGGGUUAGGAAAGCCCCCUCCGCUUCUACCCGCUGGAUCUGGACCACCACCAAAAGAGCGGACAAACCCACCCUCCGGCUCCGGAGACACACCCACAGGUCACAUGGCAUCACAAGGCUCAUAUCCCAAGACGAAGCCACCGCCUCUGCUUUCAAUGCAUACUCUCAAACCAUCUUCCCACAGAGCCGCUGCACCCCCACAUGCCCACUUAGCCUCUCAUGGUUCUUCGUUUAGUCCCCAGCCAUCCAGAGGGCCACCAAACCCUCAUGGGCCUGAAAAGCCACCUCUUCUACAAACUCCUACACGUGGUCCUCUGCUUAACCAUCCAUCUCGUGGUUUCCACUCCCCUCGUGCUCUUCUUCAGAACCAGGCACCUCAUUCAGUCCGAGGACCACAAUUAAUGCGUGGCCCCCCAUCACAGAAUGGCCCCCGUGGUUCUGCUUUACUACGGACACCACCACCUUCACUCAGGAGCCUUCACCUGGGAGCUCCAACAGGUUCACGCCCCCCUCGACAUCUACUCCCUUAAUUCACUCAGGACACCUGAUAAAAUCACUGGCCUGUACAGCCAAGUUGGACAGUUGAGGAAUGUUGGACUUGCAGUUUUUUGUACUCUCAUGAUGUUUAAAUAUUGUGCUGGCAUGGAAAAAAGCCACAAUGAUGUUGUCUUUAUUUUAUGGUCUUCAAAUGUGCUCCCUUUCACAGCUGUAUACAGUUUUAUAAUAGAAUAAAUCUACAAACAUUUCAAUGGCAUAUAAAAACA
Molecule: messenger RNA, 1861 nt
Organism: Triplophysa dalaica
Lineage: Eukaryota; Metazoa; Chordata; Actinopteri; Cypriniformes; Nemacheilidae
Exons: 10
Coding region: 221-1627 (468 amino acids)
Source: RefSeq, a predicted model, not a curated record